UUUUAUGGGAUGCGUGUGUUUACUCAUUUUAAUAAUGCAAGCAAUAAAGGAGGAGAACGAAAAUGGGACUUCGGAACACCAGUGCGUAAUGGGGUUAUCUGAUGCCGAGUUUUUCUGGGGCCACUACCUAACGGCUCUGUUCACGUUCCUGAUCCCGUCUUGCGUCGCUAUCGCGGUAAUGUACUUCGCUGGAAGUAAGGAGCACCCAUAUGGCCCGGGAAUGAACCUGAGCCUGGUUAUCGUGUCAUUCGUCAUGUUUGCCAUUCAAGGUUCCCUGCUCACCAUAUUCAUCAUGUGGGUGUUCCCAACGGGGUAUAUGUGUUUGGGCCUUACAAUCGUUUUAAACUUAUGUACGCCUGUCCUCCUGCCAGCAUCGAGAGCAACGUCGUUGCCCGGCUACUUCCUAUUGGCAAAGAAGGCUAAGCUCAUGACAGCUGUUCUUCCCCACACAUCUCUUUACGGUGUAUUGAAGAUUCUCUGCAUCGCCAGAGACUACGAAGGAGGUGCAUCAUGGUCACUCCUCACCAGGGGAGUGCUUGACAGAGACAACGUCACAAUUGGUGAACUUUGGGGAGUGACACUUAUCUGCAUUGUUGUCAUGGCAUUUUUGACAUGGUAUCUCUCAAGCGUUCUUCCCUGGAGCUCCAAUACACCGAAAAGCCCAGUAUUCUGCCUUCUGGUAUGGAUCACUGCGUACUUUUAUAGAUGACGCCAAAAAAAGGAAAUAUCGACGUCAGUUGCUUUAAAUAACUAGGCGCGUCUUUGAAAUCGUAGCAAUAACUUUUA
Molecule: messenger RNA, 786 nt
Organism: Dermacentor silvarum
Lineage: Eukaryota; Metazoa; Arthropoda; Arachnida; Ixodida; Ixodidae
Exons: 4
Coding region: 5-709 (234 amino acids)
Biological process (GO): transmembrane transport; lipid transport
Cellular component (GO): intracellular membrane-bounded organelle; membrane
Molecular function (GO): lipid carrier activity; ABC-type transporter activity
Source: RefSeq, a predicted model, not a curated record